AUGGAGAGGAAGGAGGGGACUACGGGGGAUGAGAGGAGAGAGGAGGAAAGGCGAGAUAAGGAGGGGAGAGAGGAGGAGGGGAGGCAGGAGGAGAGAGAGGAGGGAGGGCAAAAGGAGGGGCGAGAGGAGGGGAUGCAAGAGGAGGGGAAAGAGGAGAAGGAAGUUAUUGAAGGGCGGGGUGUGAGAGAGGUUGGAGGGGAGAGGGAGGGGAAGGAAGGGAGGGGAGUGAGGGAGGUUGGAGGGGAGAGGGAGAAAAAGGAAGGGAGGGGAGUGAGGGAGGUCGGAGGAGAGAGGGAGAGGGGCGAGGGGAGGGAGCAGGAGGAACGGGAGAGACAGGGAGUGGGGGAUGAAGGGCAGGGUGUGGAGUGUGGUGGUGGCAGAGAGAAUAAUGGGCAGAAUGAGAAUACUAAGGAUAAUGAAAUUAGUGAGGCUAGAGAGGAUGACGAUGUGGUGGAAGUGACUGAAACGGGAAAGGGAAAGGGUGAAAAGGGAGGAGGGGAGGUGGGUGAUAGUAGAGGAGAAAGGGGAGAUGAAAGUACGGGGCGUGACUGUGAGGGGGAAUGUGACGUUGAAGAGUGCGAGAUAGUGGAGAGGUGUGUUGAGGUGAGGGAUGGUGAGGGUAAGGAUGCUGAAGAGAGAAGGGAAAGGCGAGUGGCUGGUGGGUUGAGAAGAGGGCGAGUUGGAGAGUUGGGCAGGAGUGGAAGGGAGAAGGGGAAUGUGAAGAAGAGAGAAAGGGAGGGAAAGAGGAGUCGGAGAGGAGAGAAGAAGACGAGGGGGCACGAGGAGGAGGAGGAGGGAGAGGAGGAAGAGGGGGAAGAGGUAGAGGAAAUUGAAAUGGUGGAGGUUGGGGAGAAGGAGGAGGAGAAGAAGGUGGGGGAAGAAGAGGUGAAGGGCAGAAAGAGGGGACGAAAACGGAGUAAGCACGAGGAGAGGGAGAAUGAGGGGGGUGUAGGUGGGAAGGAGGAUGAGGAGGAGGAGGAAGUGGAGGAGGAAGAAGAGGAGAAAGAGAAGGAUUGGGAAGAGGAGGGGGAGGAGGAGAGUGAGGAGGAGGAGAAUGAGGAGGAGGAAGGGGAGCAGGGUAGAGGAAAGAGGAGGUGCAAGCAGAAGGAGAAGCGGUAUGAGUGUGGGCAGUGUGGCAUGGCGUUCACUCGACCGGCAUAUGUGCGACAACACAUGGCCACCCACGCGAACCAGAAGUCCUUUGUGUGCCCACACGAGGACUGCAAAAGAGCGUUCGGGAGGAAGUACCACCUGCAGCGCCACAUGCAGUCGCACGCCCCCGACCGGUUCCCCUGCCCUCACCCCCAGUGUUCCAAAACGUUCAGCCUGCAUGCCAGCAUGCAGCGACACGUGAGGGAGCAGCACUGGGAGGAGGAGGGGAUACGCGACCGGCUGGAUAGAGUCAACAAAGAGAUCAAGGCGAGGCAGCAGGAGGAGGAGGGGAUACGCGACCGGCUUGAUCGGGUCAACAGAGAGAUCAAGGAAAAGGAGGAGGAGGGGGGAAUCGGGGAUCGGCUGCGUAGUGUGAAGCAUAAAGGAGGUGGAGUUAGGGAGAGUAAGGGAGCUGGAGCCGAGCAUAAGGCUCAGGAAAAGGGGGAGAAAGCACAGGAGAAAGAACAGGAUGAAGCACAGGAGGAGGCACAGGAGAAAGCACAGGAGGAGGCACAGGAGGAGGCACAGGAGAAAACGCAAGAGAAAGCACAGGAGAAAGCACAGGAGAAAGCACAGGAGAAAGCACAGGAGGAGGCACAGGAGGAGCCACAGGAGAACACGCAAGAGAAAGCACAGGAGAAAGCACAGGAGAAAGCACAGGAGAAAGCACAGGAGGAGGCACAGGAGAAAGCACAGGAGAAAGAACAGAAGAAAGCAGAGGAAACGACACAGGAUAAAGCACAGGAGGCGGCUCAGGGGAAAGCAACAGAAGCAACAGGAGGGCAAACAGGAGGGGUGGAGGAGAAGAGGAGAGGGGAGCAGGAUAGGCAAGGUCUGGAAGAGAGGAUAGGAGGGGAGGAGGAGAGGAUAGGAGUGGAGGAGGAAAGGAGAGGAGGGGAAGAGGAUAGCAGAGGAGGGGAAGAGGAGAGGAGAAAAGGCGAGCAGGAGAAGAGAGGGGGCGAGGAGGGGGUUGGAAAGGGUUUUUGUGCGAUGGAGAGUGGUGAGAAGGGGUGUGACACUCAAAUGUGUGAUGCUGAUUUGUUUGAUGCUGCUGAAGCAGACAGGCAGGAAUUUGCUGACGUGGAGGAUAACAGAGAGAUCCCUGCGACCAAUGGGAGAGCGGGUGCGGUGCAAGGGAUGCACGGGCACCUGCAGCAACAGAAGCGGCACCUGAAGAAACACCUGGGGGUUGUUGGGGAUCAUGUGGAGAGGCACCUGAGGGAGAAGGAGCAGUGUGGUAUGGAGGUGAAAAAUCACCUGAAGCAACAGAAGGAACAGCUGAGGGCAAUGAGGGAGCACCUGAGGAGGAAGGAGAUUCUCCUGAAGGAGGAGGAGGAAUUUCUGAGGCGGCAGCAGGAGCACCUGAGGCAGCAGAGGGAGCACCUGAAACAACAGAACGAGGACCUGAGGCAGCGGGAGGAGCAGCUUGCAAGGCAAGAGAAGCACCUGGGGAAACACCUGAGCGGGGAGCACAUGGGAGGGAAUGGGCUGUUGCUGCUGCAGGAUGCAGUAUGCUUAAGUUCUGGUGCUGCUGUGGGGACGACUGGUGGUGAUGUGGUGGCAGCUGAUGCUGACGUGGCAGCUGCUCGUGCUGAUGUGGCAGCAACUGAUGGUGAUGCAGAAGUGGCUGUUUCUGAUGUGGCAGGUGGCGAUGGUGAUGUGGCAGCUGCUGGUGGUGAUGUGGCAGAAGCUGUUGAUGAGGUGGCAACCAAUGCUGAUGCAGUGGCGAGUGCUGGUACGAGUGGGGGCGAUGCGGGGGCUGAUGGGGAUGCGGGGGCUGAUGGGGAUGCUGAUGGGGGGGUUGGUGGGGCCACUGUCGGGGGAGCUGGCGGGGGAACUGGGGGGAGAACAGUGGGGGGCACUGUUGGGGGCACUGGCGGGGGAACUGGGGGGAGAACAGUGGGGGGCACUGUUGGGGGCACUGGCGGGGGAACUGGUGGGGGCACUGGUGACAGGGAGAAGGGGAGCGGGAGGGAAGAUGACGGGGAGAUGAUGGGAGGAGGCGAGGGAAGGGGAGGUGGCCAGGACGUUGGUGGAGAAACCAUGGUGUUAGGGGGAGUGAAGAAGUAUAAGCAAGCAGGGAUGAUGAGCUGGAAGCGAAGGAGGUGGUGUGAUAAGGACAUGGUGAGACAAGGGGACAUGGCAAGAGAUAAGGAUGUGGUGAAAGGCAAGAGUAAGAUGGCAGGAAAGCUGGUAAAAUGCAAGGAAAGAGACGGCACCAUGCAGAUAGACGGCAAGUCAAGAGAGAGGAAGCUGGAGGCAUCGGGAGAAGGGAAGUCAAGGGACGGACCAUGCAAAGGCACCGAGGCAAGGCAAGCGGAACGAGAAGAAGGAACGACCACAGGAAGCGAGGAAGAAGAAGACACGUCAGCAUCAAGUGACGAGGACGCAGCAGCAGCAGCAGUAGCAGCAGGGGAGGGCACAACGGGCACAGCAGAGGGAGCAGACGGAACAGCGUCAGCAGGGGAAGGCGCAGCAGAGGGGGCGGACGGGGCCAUAUGCGGCUUCUGCUUCGCUGCCUUCCCGUCCCUCUCUGCCUUGGAGCAACACACGCAGCAGCAGCACCGCUCCGUACCCUGCCCGCAGUGCAACAAGCGCAUCUCCUUCUCUCGCUUCAAACGUCAUCUCAAGGAGCAGCAUGAGGUGGAGCAACGACCAUCCCACCCGUGCAAGGUGGAUGGGUGCAACAAGGCAUUCAGCUCGCCCAGCAACCUGAGGACGCACAUCAGGGCAUGCCACAACAACGAUCGCCCCUUUGCAUGCUCCGUCCCAGGCUGCUCGCAACGCUUUGCAUACAAGGUCAACCUCUCGAGGCAUGUGGCAGCCAUACACGAGAUGACACCUGCACAGAACGUGGUGGAGAGGGAUGAGGCCAUGCACAAGCGACAGAGGCUCACAGGAAGACCUUCGGGUUCUGAUGGAGCAGCGUUUCUCAGUGAAACGCUGCAUGCUGUAGAUGCAAAUUCUGGAGACGCUCAACCUGCAAUGGUGAACUUAUCACCUGGUCAAGUCAACGCUUUCAUCUGGUGUCUUCUUAUCGGUUUCACGGGAUGGCUGCUUCACUGGCUUCUCGCCUACGUCUCUCUAUGGCGGCGGGGAAACCAGUUCCCUGGUCCCAAGGGUCACUUCCUCUGGGGAAACACGGCAGAGCUUUCGGGAGCUGGAAGCGUUACCGACCUUAUCGCAAGGCUUCACUCGGAGUACGGGCCCGUUGUAAGGCUCUGGAUGAGCCCGACGAAGCUGCUUAUAUCGAUUCGCGACCCGACGCAGGUUCGCAAGGUGCUGAUGCGAGCUCUUGAACGACCGCCGGCCUUCAGCCGAAUCAUGGCUCGCUGCCUAGGAGCGGAUUCCACUCGCUUCUCUUCCCUUAUGCAGCCGCGGGCCCGCAGGUCCUUCUUAGAUUACCACUGCCAUACCACGCUCAAGUUUCAGGUUCACGAGGUGACGUCAACCGUCGUUCACAUGACGUCACGCCAGUGGACGUCCGUGGCCGGGUCUGGCGGGGAGAUUGACGUGGGUGGUGUAGCUAGGGAUAUGGCCGUUGGUGUACUUGGUGGUUCUCUUUUUGGUAGCGGGUUUCCUAUGUCGAGGAUCCACGCUCGCUUACAGGUUCUAUUAGAGAAGAUAUCUGCAGGAGCGCAGGUUUUUUCGCGGUUUCCAGUCGAACCGUUUUGGCUUCCGUCGUAUUGGCAGUUUUCCCGCGUUUGCGACGAGUUUCGCGAAGUUAUGCGAAGGCUCAUGUCAGGCGAAUGCGAGGGCGUCAAGUGCGAGUUACCCGACAUUGGCGUUGCCAACUUCAGCAGCAGAGGUGGCGACUCGGGUAAUUCCGGAUGCGAAGGGGAAGGAGCCUCGCAGAAUCCCGUCGCCGCGGCUGCUGCUUCCGGUGGUGUUAGUCUUGUUUCCGGCGUCAACAUUGGUGCUGGUGUUGACGCUGCUGCUGCUGCCGUAUCUUCCACUUCCCCUAGGCGCCGGGUCAUGGCGCAAGGAGCGCCUCACGAGGGUUUUCUCUCCGCCAUGCUGUCGGAACGGUCCCGUUAUGGGCAACCGCUUUAUAACGAGACGACAGCGUUGGCGGAAGCCGCGUCCCUCAUGCUUCACGGUCACCUCUCGGUUCCCGGACUGUUGGAGCGAGUACUCGUCGCUCUCGCUGCACACCCCGACAUACAGGACAAAGUCGUACAGGAGAUCCGCGCUGUAGCGAAUGGCGGAGCGCCUAUUGACGAGGAUCUGCAGAGGCUGGCCUAUCUGAACGCGGUUAUAUACGAGACGUGCCGCUUAAUGCCGUGUCAGCCGCUGGUCACUAGAUGCGCGCUUUCGGAAAAUAUACGUCUGCCUGUCUCUCCGUCACCUCAGUUUGGUAGCAGCAGCGACGGAGGGUUUCGUUUUGCGAGCGAAGGCUCUUCUUGUGGGGAAAUGCACGGGGAUGUCCAUGAAUGGGUGCAGAGCGGUGGAGAUGGUGACAACACUCGGUUUCUUUCGGUUCCCUCUGGGACCGUUUUGGCGCUGCCCAUGCACCUCCUGCAAACGGACCCCUCGUUUUGGGGCGACGACGCUUUGGAAUUCCGGCCUGAGCGCUUCAUUCGGUUCAGAAUGCAGCAGGAGAAGAGCGACAGUGACGGGAAGGAAGGGCAGGAAGGGCAGGAGAGCGAGGGAGGGAAGGAAGGGAAAGUAGGGAAGGGAAGGAAGGGAAGCAAGGGAGGCAAGGGAGAAAGGGAACGGAAGGGAGAGGGGGAGGGGGGGCAUUGGAGAGAGGGGUUGGUUCCGGGGAGGGACUAUGAGUGUGUGGCGCCGGAGCAGGGGGAGCAUUUCCUCAUGUUUGGAGGCGGGCCGCGGUCGUGCGUGGGACUGCGAUUUUCUUUCAAGAUCGUGCGCGCAGUUGUGGCGCUGCUGCUGCACCAGUUUGAGAUCUCCCUGUCGCCCGACAUGCCCCACGCCUUCUCCUCUCAGCUCUACAACCUCGCCCUCCACCUCUCUCCCUCCCCUAAGAUCCGAGUCUCCAUGCGCACGCCCAUUCCUACCAUGGACCCGUGCGACACUCUUGCUCCUGCUGACGUUGCUCCUGCUGACGAUGACCUCACAGCAAGUUUUUAG
Molecule: messenger RNA, 6243 nt
Organism: Closterium sp. Yama58-4
Lineage: Eukaryota; Viridiplantae; Streptophyta; Zygnematophyceae; Desmidiales; Closteriaceae
Source: the annotation of a GenBank genome assembly